GGGAGCCGAUGGGAUGAACAGCAACCUACGAAGGUUUCGGAUGUCGUCGUGGCCCUUUAUUAUGACUCCCCUCGACUUCUAUAAAGGUAGUUGACGCCAACUGCAUUUAGCCUACAUUACUUGCUACAAUCUCCAAGAACCUUUUGGUGAACAAACAACAACAUGACUACUUCCACUAACCCCGUGAUUCCUACGGGCUCCACCAUCCUCGUUACUGGCGCCAAUGGAUUUGUCGCAUCGCAUGUAGUCGAUCAAUUCAUCAAGAAAGGCUACAAGGUCCGCGGUACUGUUAGAGACACCGAGAAGAGCAGUUGGCUCAAUGCCUACUUCGACAAAACCUAUGGCAAAGGCCACUUUGAACUUGUCUCGGUGCCCGAUAUGCUUGUCGAAAAUGCUUACGACGAAGUUGUGAAAGGUGUCUCCGCUUUCAUCCAUACAGCAUCCGUAGUCAACUUCGACCCAGACCCAAACAAUGUCAUUCCGAUUGCGGUAGACAGCGCCUUGGUUGCCCUCAAGGCCUCUUACAAGGAGACAAGCGUGAAGCGCUUCGUACUGACUUCCUCAUCAUCAACAAUCUUGCCUGCGAAUCCCGAGACUUUCAUGAAGAUGAAGGGCGCUGUUGUGACCGAAGACACUUGGAGUCCUGACGCGAAAGAACUGGCCUGGACGCCGGGCCCGUGGGGUCCUGAGCAUGGCGCUUUCGUCUACUUUGCCAGCAAGGUUGAGCAGGAACAAGCCGUUUGGAAGUACCACGAGGAGAACAAAUCCAAACGCCCUGACCUCGUCGUCAAUUCCGUCGUGCCAAGCCUGAACUUGGGAAAGAGUCUCGAUGUUGUGAACCAAGGGCACAGGUCUACUUCGGGUUACCUUUUGCCUUUCCUCGAGGGACAGAGAGUGCCUCCUUUCCUGAGCCACCCCCAAUAUCACAUCGAUGUACAGGAUAACGCUAUCCUGCACGUUGCUGCAGCUAUCUUGUCCGAUGUCAAGAGCGAGCGUAUCUUCGGUUUCGCCCAGUCUUUCUGUUGGGAUGAUAUCCUCAGGAUCUUGCGCAAGCAGCACCCGGGAAAGAAUAUCCACGAAGAUUUCGCCAGCGAGCCAUUCCCAGUUAUCAUCAAGCCCGUAGACCGCGCUGAGGCACUGUUGAAGAGGCUUGGACAGCCUGGGUGGACUUCCCUUGAGGACAGCUUGCGGAUGAACACGGAGGAUCUCAAGACCGAAAUCUCUGCAUGAACACGAUCUUUGCACACAAGCUCAUGUUUGGGUGAGAAGGUUGAUCGUUGAGCGAGCUGGAAUGAACAAAUUCAUAGUUACCUAGAUUGCCUGGAGCUAAAAGCUCACUUUUGUUUCAACCAAUGAGGUGAAGUACUAGUCAAUAAGCCCGCAAGCUACAUUCAAUCUGCGCAUUGUAUCUAGUCUUACAGCAAGUUUACCCCGCACAAGCGCCGGCUGCUGCCUGGUCUCGAGGAAAGUGUAAUCAGACUGCAGAACCAACCAAAUAGCACAUGGGUCAAGCCGAACGUUGGAUACUUAUGUUCCAAUACACAAC
This is a messenger RNA of Colletotrichum phormii, 1546 nucleotides long. RefSeq lists its product as uncharacterized. The record is from RefSeq and is a predicted model, not a curated record. Bases 163 to 1230 code for a protein of 355 amino acids. Gene Ontology annotation, molecular function: oxidoreductase activity, acting on the CH-OH group of donors, NAD or NADP as acceptor. NCBI's taxonomy places the organism in Eukaryota, Fungi, Ascomycota, Sordariomycetes, Glomerellales, Glomerellaceae. The transcript has 4 exons.